Molecule: messenger RNA, 3490 nt
Organism: Acipenser ruthenus (sterlet)
Lineage: Eukaryota; Metazoa; Chordata; Actinopteri; Acipenseriformes; Acipenseridae
Exons: 4
Coding region: 2482-3276 (264 amino acids)
Source: RefSeq, a predicted model, not a curated record
GAAAAAGGUAGUCUUAGCACAUUGGCACACAUUUGCCUCUGGGUACUUGGAAAGCUCAUCAUUCCCAUCCUUACUUUGGAUAAACUCAAUUGAAGGCUGAGGAUCAAAACCAAGUGGAGGAAUCACGAAAGACAGAACAUCUGGUAGAUGGGUGCUGCAUUCCUCCUCUGAAACAAUAAUAAAAUAAACAAAACAUACAUUUUAUAGUAUGCACAUUAAGCGAUAUUUUCUGAUUUUUUUUCCCCCAAUUAUAGAUGUUAGAACUCACUUAUAUGAAAGAUAUUCGGUCUUGAAUGUGUAAAUAUUGAGGAAAUGCUUCACUUUCAUUUGCGCAGCCAUUAUUUUUUUUUAACCAAUCAGACAUUCCACAUGCUAGUUCAUGAUUUGCCAGAGGUGCUAGCUAGCAUCAAUUACAAUGCAGCUUGUGCAAUUCCAAAUGUUUUAGAAGCUAUCAUCAGGCCUAUAUUUUUCUAGUUUGACAGAUUAUUUUGUAGCCAAAAGCACCAAAAGACAAGCAUAGAUCUAUCGGUCAUCAGUUUAUUGGAAUAGAGCUCCCAACUUGAAACAUGCCUGCUUGUGCUAUGGUAGGCUGCAAUCACAGAACUGUACCGACAAGACAUCACGGACUAUCUGUCAUAUCAGCGCCACUUUACCCCCUCCAAAACCAACCUUCACAAUCCUGUAGAAAAUCUCGCCAGUAGCCAAUAAGUCUCUCUUGAAGCAUUCUCCCAUUGCUGCCCAGUGGACUGUAGGUGAUUUGGAAGAAACUGGCCAUAAUUUCUGAAGUCAUCGCUACCUUCUUCCAGAUGAAUGCAUUCUUGAACAUUUCAGAAUGCAAAGUCAUUGCAUCAAGCACACCUUGUGUCUUCAGUCCCUCUUUAAACUUUCAAAAAUACUGCAUACAAAUAUAAUCAUUAAUACAUUUUAGUCUUGUAAAUAUUUCAUUAUAAUACAUUUACAAUUUUACCUUUACCAAAAUGUACCUAAAAUAUGUAGACAUUUGGCUAAAACCUUUAUUAAAAGUGACUUACUUGCAUAGAAAACUCCAUAAAUUACAUUAUAUAAAUGUGUCAGAAUUUACCUUUUCUGGGAAUGCAUUGUUCUGUCUAGUAAAUACCAAUGCAAGUCGUGUCAGCUGGUGUUUGUCUUCAACUGAUUGUAUUACACGGAUGCAGCGAGCAAGAUGAAGGAGCGUGCUGUUUUCAUACACUUCUUCUCGAAGCAUCAACAGAGGAAGCAUUCAUAAUCUACAUUAAAAACAAAUUACUAAAAAAUUAGUUUAUUAGUCAUUUAGUGUAAAUCCUAAGGUGAAGACUGCGUUAUGUCCUUCAAUGUGGUAAGUGGCCUUCUUGGCCCUACAAUUGAGAAUUAAGCAAAAAGGCAUUUCUAAAAUAAAAUGCUGAACAUCUAAAAUAAAUCUUAAUUCAAAGAUUAUCUCAAGGCAAAAGAAAUAUUAAAAACAUGGAAAUAAAUAAACACGUAUGCAGGAACUUGGUUACACUGUGCAAUGAUAAAAAGCAAAAUAUGUCAAACUUUUUGCAGCAUCUCUUUUGCUUCCACAUUUCCAAGAUCAUGUAAUGCAAGGUAGAAUUUUUUAACCACAUGUGAGAGCAUGGUAUAAAACUGGAGAGAUGAAAUUUGAUGCAGGCCCACCAUUCACUAAUGAUAGUGAAACAGCCACACCAGCAAGAAAGUACUCAUCAUUGCGCAAAGCUGAAAAAGAGAAAGAUUACACAUGCAUGUAUAUAGGGUUCGAAUACUUCUGAGGAUAACGUAGAUGGAAAGAAAAGGGAAUAUUGCUGCUGCAGCUAAUUAUAGUCCAUAUUGCAUAUACUAAACUAACGUGAACCACAAGACUCAAAUGGGUAAAUUUUCAAAGGUUACUAAAUUUUAGUCAGAAGUCUAAGGUUACACUUUUUCUUACACUGGCUUAUUGGAGUUGAGAUUUUCCGAAGUGACUUUUAGAAUGUCUAGAGGUGCUAUUUAAGCAGACAGACCCGCCAUACGGUUACAUUGGAUUUAAACGACUAGCAAUUGAUGUGACUUAAGAGUGUUAGAUAUUAGUCUGUCCUGUCUAAGCAGAUUAUUAUAAAUGCAAGACGAUAUAAAUGCAAGACGAUAAAUGAUUAUUUAUUAGGCUUAAUAUAUAUUAACAUAGCCCAAGACUUCACUUCAACACCAGGUAAUUUUUUAUUUAUUAAUUGAUUUUGCUCUGUAGGAAGGAGAUAGUCUACUUCUGAAAUAACAAUAAUUUGGGAAUCACUGCCUUAAACAAUGUAAUAGUAAUCUUUAGUUGUAUAGUGCAAUCAAUGUGUACAGCCAAAAGCACUUUGCAAGCAGAAUACAGAAUAGAAAGAAUAGAGAAAUACAGAAAUAGAAAAAAGUUAUAAAAUGUUUUGAUGGGUCCUUUGUUAUUAAAUGUGCAUUCACUUAAAUAAUCUCAGAAAAUAAUGUAGUAACUUAUUGUAUUGUUGUGCAGCAAUGGAUUCUGCAUUAUACGGCAGUGGUUCACGCCACAGAUCAAGAAAGUGGUCCACAUCAUGCACUGGGUACCAGCACAAAACCAUUUUUGCUGGUGAUGCUGGAGCAAAUAAAAAGUUUGUGAUGGUAUUUGGCGACUCACAUCUCAGAAGCCUGGCCGAUGGUUUUGUGACAAUGCCACUUGGCAACCUGAGAUUUGGUUUCAGUUCCACUCCUGGUGCCUGUGCAGCAAUAUUGAGGAAGGACAUUCUGAGAGAAACAUUACCUGAAGAACCAGAUUUAGUGGUUAUUUUAGCCCCUGGUAAUACUCAACACGUCGUAGUAUUAGAUUUUCCAACCUGGCUUACUGUUGACCUUGGCCUUCAAGAUCUGUUGCAUCAGGAAUACCAUCGCUGUGCAGCCCGAAUGAAGGUCCGAUACCUCUCAAUAUCCGAACACUUCGAUGGUGUACUUCUUAGUGAUGACUGUGGCAUGCCUCUCCUUGCACAGCUCAUGUGGUGUGCAGCUUACCAGCAACAGUUUGCUGCACAAGAGACCAAACCAGCAACAACAGUUUUGCAGAGCAAGAAAUCUGGCCUCACUCCAUGUGUGGUUGUGAGAGGGUCAGCACCAGUAGUCAGCAGCGCUGAUCCUUUCGAGUGGGCAGAGGUGAAGCACGGUACCACCAAGAAGGCAGCGGAGGAGCUAUUCUUGGGGAUGAUGUCUGUCUCUUCCACUGCAAGGGCUGGAGGAGGCAGGUUAAGAUUGGACUGUCCUCUUUUAUUUUACAGCAAACAUUGUCCUUUAUAUUUUUAAAUGUUUUUUAUAGCCUAGCUGUUUACAACCUAGUCGUUUGUAGUACUGUAGCGUAGUCUUUUUUGUAGCAUGCCCUUAGAAGGGGGCAGUUCCCACUAGUCGUGGACUUCUGGAGAUUUCCCCCUGUUAAAACAGGGUUUUUUUUCUCCCCCCAGUACUGUGGAGAAUAUUUCUAAUUUUAAAUUAAAUUUAUAUUAGUUAAAACAAGUAUACA